UUAAGGGGGUUGUUUUCAGGGGGCAGCCGCCUACUUGAUUAACUGGAGGGGUGCUCUUAAUAAUAAUAUUAAUUAAUAUUUAGCCUAAAUUGCCUAAAAGUGACCAAAACGUCUUUCAUUUUAACACUUGAAUCACUUUGUCGUCUCUCUGCCAAUCCCAAAAGGCAUCUCGAUUCUUCUGCUGCUGCCUUAUUCUCCUCUAUAUAAAAUACUAGUUGUAUUACAUUGACCAUCCCCCCAGUUAUAAUAAAAACAGCUUCUUUCAUUUUUUUUGUAUUAAGUUAUCUAUCACUUUGUAAUCUCCGCUUUCUCCUGCUGUUGCUCCUCUCCUUCCCAUCAAAAGACAGGCUUUUUUUAAAGAAAAAGGAAGAAAGAGAGGUAAAUCUCAUAACAAAUCUUAUAAUUCUUAUUUGGUUGUUUUGUAGUACACGAGAUCUUUGGAGUAAGAUUUCAUUUCUGGGUUUUCUUCUGUUUUUGAUGUUUGGAUUGAUGAUGGGUGUUUGUUGUUUUUGUAUGAUAAAGGGCAUUUUUUUUUUUUUUGAAAGGGAAAGUCUUCAUUAUGUAUAACCUUUAAUUUUUGAUGUUCGAUUGGGAUAUUCUGGUUUCUUUGCUGAUGGAGAUGGGAUGGGGCUUGUUGGUGUGGGUCGAUUUCGUUAAUUUAGCCUUUUUGUGAUGUAACACAUUUGUUGGGUAAAUUUUGUUUUUUUUUUGUUUUUUUGAUUCAAUCGAAGUUAAAAAAUCUGAUUUUACAUCUCUGUUUUUUGUUUUCUUGUGAGAGGUUUUGUGGGUUUAGGAGGUUUUGUACUCUUGAGCAGUUUUUGUUGCCUUUUACCCAGGAUUAACUAGACUACAGCUGAAGUUUUCUUCUUUAAUUUUUUUAAAAGAAAUGGAUCCAUUAUGUGUGUGUAUUAGCUUCGGGGUUUAAUUGUUCAGGGGUUUAAUUAGAGGUUAAACUCAGUGAAGGUGGUUGUUAUAUUAUCCUUAAUUUGGCUGUGAAAAUAGUCAUUCGAGUUGAAUUUGAGAUAAAAUAUUGGUUUGGUUCAUAUUUGUUCAUAUGUUGAAGUUGAUUUAUCUAUCUGUUUAACUUUAAUCUGUUUGCUUUCUGAAUCUUUAUCUCAUAUAUUUGAACCUUCAAAAUUUCUUUGAAAUGAGCAUCAAAAUAGAAUUCAUUCCCGUGAAAAAAGAGCCUAGCUUGGUGGGAGUUUUGGCUUCUUGGGAACUUUAGAUAAAAUGGCAACUGUGAGGCUUGCAACCAACAUGAUCAGCACUGUGCCCGUGAGCCAGAAUUCAAAAGCCUUUGUUAAGUGCCCUCCAUCUAUUGCAUCUGUAAAGAGUGUGUCGAGAACCUUUGGGUUGAAAACCAGCCUCAGUUUCAGGACAACUGCCAUGGCAACAUACAAGAUUAAGCUUGUCUCCCCUGAAGGAGAAGAGCACGAAUUCGAGGCAGCUGAUGAUACUUACAUUCUUGAUGCUGCUGAAUCAGCGGGAAUCGACUUGCCGUAUUCUUGCAGGGCCGGGGCAUGCUCCACUUGCGCUGGAAUGGUCGUUGAAGGGUCGGUUGACCAAUCUGAUCAAUCUUUCCUUGGCGACGAACAAUUGGAGAAGGGAUAUGCACUCACUUGCGUCGCUUACCCAACUUCUGAUUGUGUGAUUCACACACACAAGGAGGGUGACCUUUAUUGAGAGUGUCUAGUUCAGGUGAUACCAGUAGUUUGGUAGGUGCAAUGCAGCAUAUGUUUAGUGUUCACGAGUGCCUUUCUGAAGGAUUGUCGGGAAGUCCAGACGGAUGUCACUAGACUUGGUUCACAUUUACUUCACAUUUUUGUGUAACUCUUGUUCUAAAUUUAUGUGCAUGUCUUUCACCUAGAAAUAACUGGUUCUUUAUGUUGGUUGUGUGUAUGGACAACUCCAUUAUGAAUAGCUUGAAUGCCAUAAAUUGCAGGAGACGCAAACCUUUUAUGUUCCUGAGUCUCAAGUAGGUAUCACAUUAAAAAAAUUCUUCCGUCAUUUUCAAGAAAUCCCACAUCGGGGGUUGAUAUGAAUGAUUUUCUUAUUAUAAGUAGAUGAGUUGAGACUCAUAAUUGCCGGGCUAGGUAACGUCCCAGUGGGGGCAUUAAGUGUUGGGAAGUUGAUUUUGGGUCCUCUUUGAAAAUCUUGGGCUUCCUUCUGGUCUCAUUGACCUUGCCAUGACGCUUAUUAAUGUAGUGAUUCC
Molecule: messenger RNA, 2212 nt
Organism: Oldenlandia corymbosa var. corymbosa
Lineage: Eukaryota; Viridiplantae; Streptophyta; Magnoliopsida; Gentianales; Rubiaceae
Source: the annotation of a GenBank genome assembly